Molecule: messenger RNA, 570 nt
Organism: Cotesia congregata
Lineage: Eukaryota; Metazoa; Arthropoda; Insecta; Hymenoptera; Braconidae
Source: the annotation of a GenBank genome assembly
AAUCAGAACCGCGGAGUUGAUCGGAUACGAGUUUGUAUCAGAAUUGACAGUAGUGCGAGCACUUUAAAAGUAUACUGGAUUUUAAAAAUGAUUUUGUACAAAAAAUCAUACCUAAUUCCCUUGUUAAUACUUUGGAUAAAUUUACUCUACUGCAUUUGUGACAAUGUUAUUAAAAAAGAAACAGAAAGUACGCUUGAAAAACUGGUAAAACUUUUUACAGAGCCCGGAGCAUUUAAACGUGUCGGUGAAAUCCUCGGAGAAAAUUCAAUUGAAUCAGUAACAUGUGCCAAAGGUGACGAGGGUCUUGAUUGUAGAAGAGCCGAAGCAAGAAGAUCUGUCGAUUGUCCUGACGGUGACUGCUACUGCUACAAUUGUUCAUUAGCGGGUCCAGAACUAUGGGCAUCCUGCUGCCGUGAAAGCUCAAAAUGUUGCUCUUAUUUGGCGGCAGCUUGUCGCAACUGCGACCAGCCUUCGCUGUUUUCUUUUUGCUCAAAACAUUUCAAAAAAUGCUUAAAUGAAUUGAGAGAGAGUGACACGGUGACGACUACCAGCGGUACCCCGACUAUAUAA